UGCAGAGCGGACGGAAGGAGCCGAGUCGAGUGGAGCCGCUUAACAACUUAUUUCCAACUUGCGCGUCUUAGAAGUUACCGCUAUUUGUCUUUUACGCGUGGAAUGACUCUGUUUUACUUGGAAGUUGUUUGCGCUGUAACCGGUUUGGUGGAGGAGGUUGGUCGUCGGGGCAGAUGGGAUCGACUCAGCAACAGCAGCAGCAGCAGCGCCAAACUCACAAUGCGCCCUGAGUGAGUGAGUGUGCACAACCUGGCUGGGACACACAAUACGGAUCCGCGGGCAUUCCGAGGACCCAUACACCGCCCCUGGCUUCUGUUUUCCCCAUUACUACCCCUUCAUUUUCGGAGCGACACCCUUCUCCAAAUUUUCACCGAUUGAUCGAGAAUUGAAUCCACUGCGAGCGAGGGGCGAGAGAGGAGGUUUGAUCCCAAAAAACUCAGCCAUGACGUCUCCGGCGAAAUUCCGAAAGGAUAAGGAGAUAGUUGCUGAAUAUGAAACUCAAGUUAAAGAGAUCCGCGCUCAGCUGGUGGAGCAGCUCAAGUGUCUGGACCAGCAGUGCGAGCUCCGGGUGCAGCUGCUCCAGGACCUCCAGGACUUCUUCAGGAAAAAGGCCGAGAUUGAGACGGAUUACAGCCGCAACCUGGAGAAACUCUCCGAGAGGUUCCUCACCAAGACCAGGAGCACCAAGGACCACCUGCUCAAGAAGGAGCAGAGCAUCCUGUCUCCUCAGAACUGCUGGAACCUUCUUCUGCUGCAGGUGAAGAGAGAGAGCAGAGACCACGCCACGCUGUCCGACCUCUACCUGAACAACAUCAUCCCCCGAUUCGCACAGAUCAGCGAAGACUCAGGACGCCUCUUUAAGAAGAGCAAAGAAGUGGGCAUCCAGCUUCAAGAGGACCUCAUGAAAGUUAUGAAUGAACUGUACACGGUGAUGAAGACCUACCACAUGUACAACACAGACAGCAUGAACGCAGAGUCGAAGCUGAAGGAGGCAGAGAAGCAGGAGGAGAAGCAGAUGGGCCGAUCAGAGAAACAAACCCCGCGCUCUCCAGACACUCUGUCCUCCAUCAAGUCUGAGGACAAACCAGUGAGACGCUCCAGUGUCAAGAAGAUUGAGAAGAUGAAGGAGAAGAGACAGGCCAAGUACACGGAGAACAAGCUGAAGGCCAUCAAAGCUCGUAAUGAGUAUCUUCUGGCUCUGGAGGCAACCAACAGCUGUGUGUUUAAGUACUACAUCCACGACCUUUCCGACAUCAUCGACUGCUGUGACCUGGGAUACCACGCCAGUCUGAACCGCGCGCUCAGGACGUACUUAUCGGCCGAGCAGAACGUGGAGGCGUCGAAACACACCGGCCUUGAGGCGUUAGAGGGCGCCACUGAGAGUCUGGAGCCCAACGGAGACAAGCAGAAACUGAUGGAGACCUACAACAACGUGUUCUGUCCACCAGCCAAGUUUGACUUCCAGUCACAUAUGGGAGACUCGGUGGGAGUGGUAUGUGCCCAGCAGCCUCUUGAAGGUGAACUGCUCCAGAGAUGUCAGCAGCUCCAGUCUCGUCUUUCCACUCUACAGAUCGAAAAUGAUGAGGUGAAGAAGACGAUGGAGGCCACUCUCUCCACCAUCCAGGACAUGGUGACAGUGGAGGACUACGACGUUUCUGAGUGUUUUCACCAUAGCAACAGCAUGGAGUCUGUCAAAUCUUCUUUCAGCGAGUCCUACCUGAGCAAACCCAGCCUGGCCAAAAGGAGAGCCAACCAGCAGGAGACUGAGCAGUUUUACUUCACUAAGCUGAAAGAGUUUCUGGAGGGCAGGAACCUAAUCACCAAACUCCAGGCCAAACACGACCUCAUCAACAAAACCCUGGGAGAAAGUCAAAAGACUGACUGUUGCAUUGCCAGUGGACGGAGGAACUCAGCUGUACGGAAACAGGACUCUGGAGAAGCCAUUCCUCUGAUGGUAGAGAGCUGCAUCCGCUUCAUCAGUCGUCAUGGUUUACAGCACGAAGGCAUUUUCAGAGUGUCUGGAUCCCAAGUGGAAGUCAACGACAUCAAGAACGCCUUUGAGAGAGGUGAGGAUCCUUUGGCCGGAGACCAGAACGACCACGACAUGGACUCUAUUGCUGGAGUCCUGAAGCUGUAUUUCCGAGGCCUGGACACGGCUCUGUUCCCAAAGGAAGUCUUCCAUGACCUCAUCUCCUGCGUUUCCAUGGAGAGCCUUCAGGAGCGGGCGGUCCACAUCAAGAAAGUGCUACAGCCUCUGCCAAGCAAAACCCUGAUCAUCAUGAGAUACCUCUUCGCCUUCUUAAACCACUUGUCCCAGUACAGUGAAGAGAACAUGAUGGACCCUUACAACCUGGCCAUUUGCUUUGGUCCCACACUCAUGUCGGUCCCCGAAGGCAACGACCAGGUGUCAUGUCAGGCUCACGUGAACGAGCUGAUCAAAACCAUCAUCAUCCACCACAGCGACAUCUUCCCCUCCGCUCAGGACCUGCAGGGGGCGGUAUACACCAUCCCGGGCACUGGAGACCACUUCUGUGAUAGUCCGCACUGUGAGCCCCCUCUAGUGGAGGAACCUGCUCCUGACAUCUCAGCCGGCAACAGUGAUGAUGGCUCGUUGGCUGUUUCAGACUGCGACCCGUUCGAAGCCGUGGCCCGGUUCGACUACACCGGACGCACCAAUCAGGAGCUGUCGUUCAAAAAGGGGGCGGUGCUUCUGCUGUACCGCCGCGCCUCCACUGACUGGUGGGAGGGGCGCUACAACUGCACCGACGGACUCAUACCGCACCAGUACAUCGUCAUACCAGACACGUCUGAUGGAGGAAGGGGAAGUCCUAAAGCUGAUCCAGACAUGAAAGAGCUGCUGGAAGAGCGAGUGGCCACCAGGGGGAGUGCUGCUUCACCCACAGGACCACAUGUGGCUGAUAUUUAUCUUGCAAACCUCAACAAGAUGAGGAAGCGUCCGGAGUCCACCAACGUCAGAAGAACUUUCCGAGGCUCAGACAGUGAAAGCACGGCCCCCAGUGCAGGCGUCAGGACCGCCUCUCUGCCUGUGGGGGGCGCUCUGGUGAAGGAGAGCCCAGACAAGAGACCAGUCAGUGCCCACAGCAUCCUCAACUCAGUCACCAGGCACUCCUCUCUCAAGAGCAAGGUGGAAAGCCCACAGUUGCGUAAAUCAACUCCUGCAGGGCGCUCUAAAAGCUUCAGUAACCACAGACCGCUGGACCCAGAAGUCAUCGCACAAGUGGAGCACAGUUCACAGGACAUAGAAGCGGCCAUGAGCACGGCACUGAGUGAGCUCCGUGAGCUGGAGCGUCAGAGCUCGUCCAAACACACCCCGGACGUGGUGCUGGACACUCUGGAGCAGCUGAAGGGGGUGGGGGGAGGAGGAGGGGGGUCUGGGGGGGCAUCUGAGCCCUCCAGCCCGCUCCACUCCAGACUGCUCCGGGACAGCGAGGGGACCAGCUCUCACCACCCACACCCGCUCCAGCGCAGUGCCUCUUCUGCCAGCGAUGUGCCCUCCUCCUUCAGACCCAAAAGUCAACCACGGAGCCCCCUCCCCUCCGCCACCUCCCCCUCCCUCUCUUCCUCCGCCCUCUCCACCUCUGUGCCCUCCUUCAGGGAGCUCAGACCUCCAGCCACCAGACCCAAACCUGUGGUGUUUCCUAAAGGCACCGGGGGCAGUGGAAGUCCUGCUAUGGGGUCUCCAACCUCCACUGUCCCUCCCACAGCGCCCCCUCCUGUGGGACACUCUCUAACCCAUACCCCCCCUCCACCUCCUCCACCACAGGCCAAUGACAAAUCAUGUCCUGCUUAGACGACUAACAUGGAGUAUCAAACAUGAGAGGUGCUCUUGUCUUUUUAAUCACAGCUCAUUUUAACAGAGAAGACUUUUGUGCUUUCACCAGCUCUUUUAUAAUUGUUACAGAACCCAUCCUGAUAAAUUUGAUCAUUUAUUCAUCUAAAAAAGGCUCAAUAUACUAAUGAAAUUCUAUCACCAUUUUCCACUGUGUGUGCUUUGGGUUCAAUAAGUAUAAUAAAAAUGUUGAGCUUUUAUAAAGCCUAAAUAUUUUAUGAAAUCUUCCAGGUGUAAAAGGAUAUUUAGUUCAAACCUGGAUUUAUGUUUUGUUUCACUGGAAACAAUUUAAAAUCCAGGUGAGCUGAAAUUAAGUAUUUAGUUGGAAAUUUAUUUCUCAAAAUUUUAUAAAACUGAACCUUUAAUCUAAAUGAGCUUUGGUUACAACAGCCAGAACACUUUAUUAUUCUCAUGUCAAAACCAGCUGCAAAAUGACAUGUAGCAUUGAAAUAUAAGUGUCCAGAUGGACUUGUGCCAAUCUGCCCCUGAGUCCUUCCUGUUCCACCUGUAGGACUUCUGCCAUCAGAGAUUCUGGGAGCGUCACUGGAUUUAACCUAUUUUCUAAAGGGAUCAGGACUCCGGAUGGAAAAUUGCAACUCGAUAAAUCCAACUUUAAAUAUUUGUACUGGAGUGUGCAAGAGAUGGCCUUGCCUUUACAUACAAAAAGCACUAUUUAAAUGUGUAAUAUAGACAUUUUUCUUUCUUCAAAUGGCCUAUUGCAAGUGGAAAAAAGUGUUUGAAUAUUAAGACUGUGAAAAGCUACAAAUACAACACUGACUUGCUGCUUGUAUAAAUAAAGUUGGACCUUUUUGAAUCACUCAAAGACUUUAAAAAAAUGGUCCAAAUAUGAGCAAAACGUGACUAAGAGCUUUAUGUUUUAUCACCUCUUCCAUUAUUUGUAGAUGGUGAUUUUGUUGUGCUUUGAUUGUGUAGUAUCAAAAAGAGACGUUUAACAGCAGUGGAUGAGAGCGCUUUGAAAGGGGCUGGCUACCUGUACACAAAUGAAGUUUUAAUACAAUUUAUGCAUUUAAACUAUGAAUUUAGUUUGGAUUUGUGGUGAUAAAAACUAAUAUAAUUUGCUUUUAUGCUACCUGAAAGAUGAAAUUGUAUGUUUUUGGCUCAAAUCUACUGGGGCAUUGCUCAUUUAGUAAAACCGUGCAUACAUCAAAAAUCACGCUUUUAAAAUUUGCCAUAUUUAGUCGCACAUUCUUUCAUCGAUAUUUAAAAUUUUAAAGAUAAUGUAUACAGGAUUUUACUUUUUUUUUUUUUUUUUUUUCAGAAACAACCAAAUUGAGCUCCAGAUUUCAAAUAAACAGUGAAAUAUUUGUUCAACAGACACAAACUUUGCAUCGAACUCUGUAACAAUUAAGAAAGAACGCAUUUUUUUUCAAGCCUUCUGACUGGCCAAAACAAAAACCAGUAGUGCCGAUUUUAAUUUUAAACCCACAGGGAUACAAUUAUACAAUUACCGUAAAUUCUGGACUAUAAGCCGCUACUUUUUUUCUCACACUUUGAACCCUGCGGCUAAUAAAACGAUGCGGUGAAUAUAUGGACGGAUUCUUUGUUUGGCACAUUGUUCAUUCAUAUAAACGGUCUAUGGUUUGGCAACACAGUGGAUAUGCGCAGCCUGAGAGCAGAGAACGCCGCUGUAUGUGCAGUUACACAUGGAUCUAGGGUUCACUCAAAUAGUUUAUUGCCGUGUGAUAAAAUAAGUUAUGAUGUUAAAUGAGCAUUAGUGAGGGGGAUAUGUCUUACUUGUUUGCGUAAAUGACGAGAAGAAAUGUCUCAAACUUCAGUAGCCGGACAUCCAGUCAGACCUGAUUGACAGAACUAACCCCUCCCCCGUGAGAGUCUGAAAUCUGCUGAAAUCCUCCGAGAACCUGACAUGAUACAGACAGAACAGAGACUCUUUCUGCAGGAGACAUGCGAUGUAGAGCGCUGGGAGAGACGGCAAGGAAGUUUUGAACAGUUAUUUUGCGCUUCAUACACACACCCUCCUCAUGGGAAACACACGAAGAAAUGCAGAUGAUGCAGCUUUUAAGUUAAAGACGAUUGAUGUGACUGUGGAAUAAGGAAACAGAGCUGCUGCACGUGAACUCGACAUCAGUGAGUCGAUGGUGAGAUUUUGGCGACGGCAGCACGACGAACUGACUCAAUCAAAAAAGACGACAAAAGCUUUCAGAGGCAAUAAAAGCAGACGGCCCGAACUCAAAAACGUUCUUGAAGAAGUGGACACCUGCUGCUUAUAUUCAGGUGUGGCCUAUAUAUGUACAAUUUUAAAAUUUUGUUAAAAUUUCAUUGAUGCGGCUUAUAUUCAGGUGUGCUCAAUAGUCUGGAAAAUACGGUAUAUUAUAGAACCCUAAGUGCAGGUGGCCACGAACUACCGACUUUACAUGGGUUUGAAGUUACCUUACGAUUAUUAAUCUAUUCAAAUCAAAAAUAUCUCCUCACCAAGUCCUUCAAAUCAGGAAGUAACCCACGAAUACCCAAACAUAACAACAGAAUUCGUGUACGUGAAGCCAGCCUCUUCACAUGUGUAUAGCAAUAAACAAAAGAGCAAGCUGGCUGUUUUAAACCGUUUAAUUUUCUCUUCGCUCAAUGUAACGGACCAGUGAACACAUUGAUGAUAUUUUGGGACUGUGCACGUAGCUCCACCUGGCUGCGUGGAGGUUUUCUGUGGCAGCUAAAAACAUCCCUUCAGGUUUUUCAUGCAUGCUGGGGCCAUGGACAGCAGCAGCAGCAACAGCAGCAGUAGUAGUAGUAGUACUAGUAGUAGUAGCCACAAAGGCAAACUAAUGACAACUUGGAAAUUAACUUUUGGACUAAAAUUCAAAAGGGUUUUUACUAUUUUAAUGUUUGUUGUUUAAUAUUCAUAACUGGAAACGUGACGCAGAGGAUAAUGGAGCACUGCAAAAAAUGGGAAAUCUGCAUCAGUUAAAUUUACUAGAAUUAUAAUUUUGGUUUUUACUUUAUGUUUUAGGAUAUAUAUUUUUUUAAUAUUCUGAUGAUGAAGGGUACACCACUCGUUUUUCUCUAUGAAGAUCUUAUUGCUUUGCCUGGAAUGUCCCACAGUACAGCAUUAAACUUAAAUUUCUCCGUGGAUCAAGCAUGCCAAGUUGCAGGUCAGAUUUGUGGAGAGGCGAUCUCACUCACAGUAAAAAAAAUACGGAUUUUUCGAUGCAUUUCUGAGCAAUAAAAACGCUUGUAUUCAUUGCGCAAUCCAUACUGGGAAGGAUUUUCUGAAAAAGUGAGCAUCAAACCGCCAUGUUUGUUUUCCCAGUGGGACGUGUCUAUUGACAAAGUCGAUCUUUUCUAGUCUUUUGAAUCAUAUCACUUUUGUUUCUGGUUCUGAUAUUGUCGUAUUUUACUUUUGGGAUUCGGACAUUGUAAUUGUGUGGUUGUUGGAUGUCCUAACACCGGAAAACGGCUUGAGAAAUUUGUUUGUGAACUCCAUAAAUGCAAAAGGGAAUCAGAUGUGUGUGACUGCAAACCUCCGUUCAAACUCUUUCUCUUCCCAAUGGAAUUGAAAAAUAGUGAAAGGCGAAGGCGAUGGGCAGUACUGAUCCACAGGAAGGACCAAAAAGGAAACCUUUGCCUGCCUAAAUCAUCUCGAGAACAUUUUGUAUAUUUGAAAAGUCAACGCCAGAGCGAAGUACCUCUCGCUUAACAAACAGGAUCCCGCUUUGAUUGCGCUCCACAUACAAAAUGUUCGUUGCAGUCAAAGGUUUUCUUUUUGGUCCUUCCUGUGGAUCAAUACUGGUUUGAUACUCACUUUUCCGGAAAAUCCUUCCCAGUAUGCAUUGCGCAAUGACCGGAAGUCCAAGAUUCUUGAUGCAUCUACUGAAUAAAUGUGAAAUGGAUAUGUUGAAUGCCAAACUGUUGAACAUUCAAGCGACUUCAUCUCCGUGGAGACAAGCAGGUGGUGGACAUUACACCAGAAAUGUUAUUCAUUUUGGAACACUGAAAUCAAAUUCAGUACGCUUUUAGAGUAAGACAAAAAAUCAUAUUGGCAGAUAAUUUUUGGCCUGUUGAGGAAAAAAAAAAUUGGAAAAAGUAAAAUCUAAAUAUCUAAAACUACUAAAGUGACAUAACCUUUCCUGGAUUCUUCUAAAUUUAGGUGUUGCAGGAAUUCCCUUUUUUUUGCAAAUAGUGAGAUAAGCACAACCGUGACCACCUCAUCCAAUGCGAUUUUAUAUUAGCGUUUUUGAUAUAAUUUCUCAUGUUGAUUGUUGACGCUAUGGUGAAAAUGUGGAGCCGUGUACCAGGUUUAAACAGGUGUAAGUUAGCAUGUGUGUGUGCCUAUGUGAGCAUGCAUGAAUGUCCAGUCCACCACAGUCUGAGAAGCACCAACUUUGAUCACUGUUUGGCCAAUCGAAUGGACCAUGUUGAUAAAUGAAUGAAUAUGCACUCUAUGUAUGCGGUUAAAGCGAAUGCAGAGACAAUAUAGACCCUUUUAAGAGAAACUGAUACUUUGCAGCAGUGGCAUGACGCUUGGGGGGGAGGGGUUCUACAUGUAUCUCUAAAGUGGAAUGUUUAUUGUAGUUUAUAUAUAGUUGCUUCCAUUUCCUUAUUUCAAGAAAGUGGUAGAGAUUUUAUUCAAUCUGUACGAUUUGAGUCUAAGGUUACGUUUACACUGAAACGUAUCACCGUAUCGGAAACUAUCUGCGUCCACACACGUCGUUUCUGUGUCCGCAAGCCUCCCCUAUUCACACAGCUUUGCCCGUAUUUGUUUAUGCUUUACAGAAACAAAACUUAAAACCGCAUUUGCAUAAACUAAGUGCUCAAAAAACAGCUCGCUUCUUGUGCGCUGAUGUGGUUCAGCUUCUGUCGGACUAAAGGACAUGACUCAGUGGAAUAUGAGUGUUCUUUCUGUGACAGAGGGGUGUUCUGCUGAUGGUGAGUCUGUUCUGUGCUUCUAUCUUGUUGGAGAUGGUUCAUAUUAAACUUUUCAGAGAUUAUACGUCUGCAGGUCGUACGCACAGACUGUAUAUAUGAAUGGACAUAUAUUCUAGCCUCUUAGCGUUUUGGCAGUGAAUUACUUGCGCGGCGCAUAGACCUACGUCAGCGUUUUCAGGCGUCCUCACAGUGCCAGAUCAGAUCAAAUGAAUUCAUGGGAGCUGGCAGCACCAGAUCCUUCCGUCUCUGGAGCCAUUUUCCAUCGGAUUAGUGUGGACGAACACUGCAUCCGCAACGAAAACAACUUGAAUAUAUACUAGUGUGGAUGAGGCCUAAGAUUGUCUCAGACGAAUGAAGAUUGUUGCUCGAAAUGGAGUGAGAAGAAGUAAGACUAAAACACUAUGGUUACAGUGCCCACAUUAGCGAACACCGUCAAAAAGCGUCUAUAAACUUUUAAACACAUUUCCAGGAGCUGUGAUCAGUCUGAACAUUCAUGGUCCUGUUUAGGUGUUUGAUUUUCAACAAAAAGGCUAGUUUGCGACUGUCAUUUUUGUUCAAGAGCAUAAAUCAGAUCACCUAAGCAACUCUUUUUGAUCAGAUUGUACUAAAAUAAAUCGUCAGACAGCGCAAGAUUGUUGCUCGAAAUGGAGUGAGAAGAAGUAAGACUCUUUUUAACCCACUCCGGUAUCAGAACACACAAAAAAAAAACAUGGUUAUAGUGCCCACAUUAGCAAACACUGUCAAAAAGCAUCUAUAAACUCAAGAAAAAAGUACCAAAUGGAUUUAAACGACUCAUUUUCAGGAGCCUGUGAUCAGUCCAAGCGUUCAUUGUCCUGUUUAGGAGUUUGAUUUUCAACUAAAAGGCUAGUUUGUGACUGGUAUUUUUCUUUAAGAGCAUAAAUCAGCUCACCUGUUCCACUUAAGCAACUCAUUCUGAUCAGAUUGUACUAAAAUAAAUCAUCAGACAGAGCAUUGCCUCCAGUUAGAAUCACACCCCCAGGGAACGAUGAUGACAUCAGCUGCAAAGUAUCCGCAUUUUGGCUUAAACAUUUUCUUAACAACUGCAGUUCCACGCCUGGGUGAUCGUUUCUUGACACUGUGGUCAUGUAGUCACCUAUUAACCCGGAUAACCCUGGAGUUUAGACCUGUGGAAAUUCCGAAAUGCAUGCGAAUCUGACGUUAUUUUUCGGGAUUUCAGUCUCACUCCUGUAUGUUGUUAAAAUGUGCACUGUGAACUGAUUCCCGGUUUGAAAACAUAAAAUGAAAAAUCAAAUCGCAGUUGCCGUACUUGACAGAAAAUCCAGAAAAUCAUUUGUGCAUUUACUUUGAAAGGGUCUAUCUUUGUCACUGCAAUUGCAAACCAGCUUUAUUUUGAAAAGACCAAAACGCAUUGUAGCUUGCUCAAUUGUAGCUUUUGAAUUUACUAGAAAAAUCUCCACUUUAUCAAUAGUAUUAAUUCACAUUUUUAGCGUUUGCCAAAAAUGGAAUGAGGCCUUUUUUUUUGUUUUGUUUUUAUCAUUGUUAAAUAAGUAUUAAGUAUUAGCCUGUAUAACCACACUCAUGACCAAUCAGAAUCAUGUAUCAAAAAGGGGGCGGGGUUUAUGCAACUUUUCUGUGAUUGGCUGGUUGUAUGUAGUUCGAAUGGAGCUCAAUAGUGACACCCACCUCUUGGUUUCCGAGAUAAAUUUCCCAUAAUUUUUUUCCCGUAGAUUUUAACAAAAAAUAUAAUUAUGUAGGAGUUUGAAAGCGCUAUGUGCUAAAGGUGCACUAUGUAACUUUUUGGAUGGGGGUCAGUCACCUUCUUGUUUCUAUGGUUAUGUCAUUGCUCUUUCUGGAAUGUCCCACAGUAUGACAUAAAACAGCUCAACCUUACAUUUAUUCCAUUACAAAUGUUUUCAUAUCUCAAAAAUGCUGAGAAAAACAGGCAUUCUGACUGUGAGCGGGGUCGCCUCUCCAUAGAUCUGACCUGUAACUUAGUCUUUUUUUUUUUUUUUUUUGCUCACAAAGAUGAUAGAAAGGUUUAACACCAUACUGUGGAACAUUUCAGACAAAGCAAUAAUAUGGAGGAAGAAAGUUUUCAGAAAUAUUCGUGUGUAGAUAUCCGUAGUCAGGCUGGCGCCACCUAGUGUGUCCACUAGAUUUAAUUUCUCUCCAGCGACUAGAUCAGGAAUCAGAAUACACUAGACUUUUUUGUGAACUGCUGAUUGGCUGGUGCGAGUUCGGGCACCAGCCAAUCAACGAAGAGCCAUACAUUCUGUGUUGGCAACGAUUCCCGAGAUCGAGAUAAAAGCCACAACAAAGAGAAUGUUUGGUAAAUUUUAUCAAGGAGAAAGACGUUAUUGUCCUUCUUCCUACAGGAUUUGGUGCAUUACAUACGUCACGACCAAAUAGCAGCGAUUGAUUAAAUGAAAAAAAGUACCCGCCUACCGUCAAGCGAACAAAUUCUAAUGCUGAGAGGUCAGACGGUUUCCACGAAGUGAAACUGGCUGAUGAAUCAGGCUAAGAACUCUGUGCAUAUUCGGCUAUAGUUGAUCAUAAAGUAAAUAUUCGUAAACUCUCGAAUGAGUCCAGUCGUACACAAAAUGCAUUGUGUGUAUUUUAUCCAUCAGAAUACAAAUUGAAAAGUUAAUUUAAGUUUAAAGUAUAAAAAUUAAGUUAGUUAAAUGAAAAUUUAAGAUUAAGCUUUCUUCAGUACCAAUACGAAUUCACAGACGCAACUCGACUGUCUAAAAUCCGUCAUCACUUCACAGGCAUUGUUUAUGGAGCAGAAGAACAACAAUCGAGAUGCCGGACUUUUGCACCGCAUAUGGACUGAACUAGGACCAAAUUUAGGUUUAAAAGUAUCUUAGGAUAUUAUCUUCAACGUAGCUGGUGUAAUAAUUGAAUCUUGGGAAAACGAUUUAUGGAAAAUUUACUUCCUGAACUAGAGCAAACUUCGACGUGGGCGAGACUGUUGAGCUUUCUUGCAUUAACCAACUUGAAUUUUCCUGUUUCCUUUUAUUAGUCAUCCAUCCCUCAUACAAAAUGCCAAAGAGGGAAUUUUAAAUAGUUAAUAUCCUGAUUUGCCCCGCCCCUUGAAAUGACACUUUCUUAAAAAAACAACGAAUUUCCAGUCAAACCACAUUGAACUUUUCCUUAUAGUUUCUAUUUUCUAGAGCACAAAAUGCAUUCCUAACGCCAGUUUCUUUCUAAAAAUGUACAAUAUAUUUUUUUUCUAAAUGCCAGAUUCUGUGCAUAGAAGUUUCUCCAUCUCAAUCAUUGUGCACUUGAACAACCUUUGGCCUGUGUGCAAACUGUGUGCGGAUGAUCUGAAUAUUGUGAUAUAUGCAUUUGUCGUGUCCGGUGGAAAUUAAAACUAAAAAAGAGACUGUAAUGUUAAAUCUAUUUAUAGUUUUAUCUGUAUUUCUGGAAAAUCCUGUGUCAGAUGUACUUUGUAUAUACACACUUGUACAUUUCAGAGGUACAUUUUCUGUUUUCUUCUCUUUUUUGGUACAAUAUUAAUGUACAGUAAUAGCAAUAGUGGUUUAAUCAAAUAGGCCUUAUAUAAUUCUAUGUGUAGUUCUUGUAGUAAAUCUGUUUUUUUUAAUAAACAUUGCUUGCUAUAAAAAUGA
This is a messenger RNA of Boleophthalmus pectinirostris (great blue-spotted mudskipper), 12357 nucleotides long. It is a transcript of the gene srgap2, whose product is annotated as SLIT-ROBO Rho GTPase activating protein 2. Gene Ontology annotation, biological process: negative regulation of cell migration; signal transduction. The record is from RefSeq and is a predicted model, not a curated record. Gene Ontology annotation, molecular function: protein binding. NCBI's taxonomy places the organism in Eukaryota, Metazoa, Chordata, Actinopteri, Gobiiformes, Gobiidae. The transcript has 23 exons. Gene Ontology annotation, cellular component: cytoplasm. The coding region runs from base 443 to 3811 and encodes 1122 amino acids.